GGUGUAAUAAGGUAUUACGCUCUUACAUUACGUUAGUGUGGGCUACACAUGUCAUUUGAACUUCAGCACAGCUCUCGGCAGUGUUCUGUGUGGAUAGAAAUGUGAUUUGCUUAGUGGGAUUGCCCUUCGAGGUUUGCUCCACCCAAAGAGGAUAUGGGCUGUUGGAGCAGGGACUGGGUUAUGUUGCCAAAAAAAAGAGCCGUUAGCUGAAGUUGCUGAACUACUGGAAAGCCAUGCCGAGAAGUUCGGGGGUAAAGUCCUAUGUGAGUUUUAAUCACAUGGCAUUUUAAGAAUGCUUCAAAGAUGGCGGUAGCUACAGUAAUUUCGGGGAACAGAGUACAAAAAAGUGGAUUUUUGGAGGUUUUAGUGAGGGACCGAUGGCACAAAGUUUUGGCUAACUUGAACGAAGAAGCUCUAACGCUGAGCUGCGAGGACCUGGGAGAGAAUGUGACCCUAAACGGCAUCACCAAUGGAUCUUACGGGUGCAACGCAUCUCACCCGGAUCACACAAACAGUCCGAAAACUGCGGUGAGGACAGCUUUCACGGAUUUACAGGACCAAGUCCCAGAGGCGAUUGCCAAUCGAAAAAGAUGUGUGAAAGUAAUAAAGCAAGAGGUAGGAGGACUCGGCAUCAGCAUAAAGGGAGGAAAAGAGAAUAAAAUGCCGAUACUUAUUAGUAAGAUCUUCAAAGGUCUGGCUGCGGAUCAAACCCAAGCCUUAUAUGUCGGUGACGCGAUUCUGUCGGUGAACGGUGUGAACCUGCGGGACGCUACGCAUGACGAGGCGGUGCAGGGGCUCAAACGAGCCGGGAGAGAGGUGACGCUAGAAGUGAAGUACAUGAGAGAAGCCACCCCCUAUGUGAAGAAGGGUUCUCCUGUGUCAGAGAUAGGCUGGGACGCCCCACCUGAGUCCCCGAGGCUGGGUAGCCCCCACUGUGACGUCCCCGUCACCCCCACCAUGUCCCUACAGGGGGACAGGAGGUACAUCCCCUUAAAGAUGUGUUACAUCACCAGGAGCAUGACUUCUCCAGACCCUGAAAACAGGCAGUUAGAGCUGCACUCUCCGGACGCCAAGCAUACUGUGGUGUUACGGUGUAAAGACACAGCCUCGGCCCAGGCCUGGUUCGAGGUCAUGCAGUCGGCGACCUCUAACCUCAUCAACAAGGUCAUCACAGAGGUCAAAGAGCACACAGGAAGAACAGGAAUCGCAGGGAGCAGAGAGAUCAGACAGCUGGGCUGGCUGGCUGAGAAGACAGAGAAUGAGAAGCAGCAGUGGAAGCCAGUGCUGGUGAUGGUGACAGAGAAAGACCUGCUCCUCUAUCACAGCCUUCCACGCAUGAAGGCAUCCUGGCACAGCCCUGCACACACAUACCCACUGUUAGCUACACGGCUGGUGCACUCUGGCCCAGACCGAGGCUCUCCCCAGCCGGGCGUGGAGCUGUCCUUCGCCACACGUACAGGAACCAGACUGGGUAUCGAGGCCCACCUGUUCAGAGCUGAAACCUGUCAGGACCUUUCACUGUGGACCAGGCACAUCGUUACGGGCUGUCACUCCUCUGCCCAGAUGAUCAAAGAAGUCACCACCAGCUGUGUAUACAAGGGCCAGGAGUGCAGGCUGGUGAUCCACUACGAGCAGGGCUUCUCUGUCCUGGCUGAGCAGAAGGGGGAGGACCAGGUGGACCAGGGGAACCAGAACCAGGCCAAACCUCUCCUUUGCUACCCCUUCGAACGCCUCAAGAUGUCCUCCGACGACGGGGUCCGGAUGCUCUUCCUGGAUUUCAGUGGAAAAGAGGGUGAAAUUCAGCUGGACCUCCACUCAUGCCCAAAGCCUAUUGUCUUCAUCCUCCACUCAUUCCUCUCGGCAAAGAUCGCCAGACUCGGCCUGGUAGCAUAAAGGAUCUGUUUACCACCGACGGACCACAAGGACUGAACUGUUCCAGAGUUCUAGAGUGGAGUGUCCCGGAGUUCCACAGUGGAGUGUACAGAACAGAGGCGAACAUGGCUUAUAACUGAAAUACGAGAACAAGGACUGUGAUGUGCAGUGAACUAGACACAGGAUCUACCCUGAUUCAAAGUCCACACAAACAGCUCAAAAUGAAUGGAUCAUGUUUCAAAAACUUGAUUGAGUUGAUUUGUAUAUUUAUAGAAACACAUGCAUUACCGAUGACAUCAUAGUGAGAGCGUAAAAGAUCAGUUACAGCAGAAGAAAUUGUUUUGUUCAAAUCGUUAAGCUGUAGAAGAACAAUAAUCUAUUGUUUUGGUACUAAAAACAUACUGGAAGUAUUAUCUAUCUAGCAUCCAUCCAUCCUACGCUAAUUGUUUAUUCGGCAAUCUCUGUCUGCAAAUAAUUCAGCGAUUACUGUUAACUUAUAUUAAAAAGUUACGGUGAAAAAGCUAGUAAAGGCUGCUUGAAAAUUUGAAUUGUCCUAUGCCUUUGGCAGCUAUUAUAAUUCAAGGAUUAGUUUUAUUUUAACUCUGUUAAUGAUGCACAUAAAUGACAUAUUUCUGGA
Messenger RNA from Salmo salar (Atlantic salmon), 2509 nucleotides. Its product is annotated as beta-1-syntrophin. Gene Ontology annotation, molecular function: structural molecule activity; protein binding. The record is from RefSeq and is a predicted model, not a curated record. Gene Ontology annotation, cellular component: dystrophin-associated glycoprotein complex; synapse; intracellular anatomical structure. Lineage: Eukaryota; Metazoa; Chordata; Actinopteri; Salmoniformes; Salmonidae.